Molecule: messenger RNA, 1193 nt
Organism: Lactuca virosa
Lineage: Eukaryota; Viridiplantae; Streptophyta; Magnoliopsida; Asterales; Asteraceae
Source: the annotation of a GenBank genome assembly
CCGAAAAUUGUGAAGUCAAACGCGAAAAUGUUUUCCAUGAAGGGAAAGUUUAUGGUUAAGACUUGAUCCUACCAAGAUCUCCCUUCCCUCAAUUAUUUAGGGCACACUAUUCGGACACUAAAAUCUCCUUCAAUCUUACUCUUCUUUCUUGCUAAUUCGACGCAACAAUGUCGAAUUUCUCUCGCCAGCUUCGUUUCACCUCGUCCAUGAUCAGAGGCUUACAGUACAGGAUUUCAAGAUCUUUCACUACGAUUGAAGGCCAUCGACCUACCAUUAUUCAUAAGCAAGGUCUCGAUAUUCUUCAUGAUCCGUGGUUCAACAAGGGAACAGCAUUCUCCAUGACUGAACGAGAUCGUCUUGAACUACGAGGACUUCUACCUCCAAAUGUCAUGAGCAAUGAACAACAAAUUGAACGCUUUAUGGCAGAUCUGAAGAGACUUGAGGUGAAUGCAAGAGAUGGUCCAUCAGAUACAAAUUCAUUAGCCAAGUGGCGAAUACUUAACAGGCUACAUGACAGAAAUGAAACAAUGUACUAUAAGGUUUUAAUAGCUAAAAUUGAAGAAUAUGCUCCUGUAGUAUACACUCCUACAGUUGGACUUGUUUGCCAGAAAUACAGUGGAUUGUUUAGAAGGCCAAGAGGGAUGUAUUUUAGUGCUGCUGAUCGUGGAGAGAUGAUGUCAAUGGUUUAUAAUUGGCCUGCAGAUCAGGUUGAUAUGAUUGUUGUUACGGAUGGAAGCAGAAUAUUGGGACUUGGUGAUCUUGGAAUCCAGGGGAUUGGAAUUUCAAUAGGGAAGUUGGAUUUAUAUGUUGCUGCAGCUGGAAUAAACCCUCAAAGAGUGCUUCCUAUUAUGAUUGAUGUUGGAACCAACAAUGAGGCCCUUCUUAAAGACCCUUUGUAUUUAGGAUUGCAACAACAUCGUCUUGAUGGUGAAGAGUACAUUGCUGUUAUUGAUGAGUUUAUGGAGGCUGUGUUCACACGUUGGCCCCACGUGAUAGUGCAGUUUGAAGAUUUUCAAAGCAAAUGGGCCUUCAAGUUUACUACAACGAUAUAGAAAUAGCUACAGAAUGUUCAAUGAUGAUGUCCAGGGAACAGCUGGAGUUGCAAUUGCUGGUCUUCUUGGAGCUGUGAGAGCUCAAGGAAAGCCAAUGAUUGACUUCCCAAAACAAAAGAUUGUUGUUGCUGGUGCCGGAAG